AUGGCUGACAUGGACAAGAACUUCAGAGCGUGGCAGCAAACGACGUUCGCGAACAGGAUGGAAUUCCGUGUUAAAAGUCAGCAUCUGCUCAUUCUAUGGAAGUUUUUCACGGGUAUCAAACUGAGGGACGUGAUCUUCAGUGCAAACACUAUCAGUAUGUAUCUGAGUGCACGCUUACAGCAAGCUGAAAGUGCCUCGAGAAGCCAAUCAAGUUCACAGGUGGAGGACAUAGCAGCUCUCUUCUUCCAAGACAUUUUUGGUCACACAUUUAACCCUCCACCCUGUGCAACGUCAUCGUUUUACAUGGGCCACGCUUUCCAGAGUACGACAAUCCGAGUGACGGUCCAUUUGUUCCUGCGCGUAAUGUCGUCUCGAGCCGUUGUCAAACUCCUCCAUGCUGCGCUUCAAGCGGGCAGAGAUGCGACCAGUAAGCAGAAGCUCCAGGAGCUGUUUAUCUCGCUAGUGGUGGAUGUGUACGAUGCGCUUAGCGUCAUAUUUAGCGAAGUGGUACCGACGUCUGAUUUGGAUGUUGAAGCAGGUCCGUCGAUGUCAUUGGCCACACUAGUAGAUGACGCUAUCUCGCUUCUUUACGGCCACAAACGCUUCGCUGGUUUGCAGCCAGAAAUCUUGGGGCUGUUCAAGUGCCAACAAGAUCCGCAACUUUUGACCGACGCUGUGAAUGAAGUUUUCCAUUUUUUUACAGCUCAAGUGCGAGAGACAAUAAUAGCGUCCGAGACAAAACAGUCCUGUAUCGUACAGAGCCUACGUCCUGUUGGCUGUAAUACAACACGCAGUAGUCAAAAUCUACUGCAAAGUGGACAUAAACUCCGUUGGCUGCUCGAGCCUGGGUCCGUACAAGUCCGUGAUGUCUCUGGCCGAGACGUGCUCGGCGACAUUAGAAUUGCUGAAGUCGCUCAAUUUGUCCGCGAGUUUGGGUGUUUUGACGCGGAAAUUGGACAGAGUAACGAGACUUUGUCGAUGGUUUCUGUGUUUUCUUUCUCGAACGAUACACUUGUAUCACCCAUGAAGCUGGUGCUGGAUGGACGCCUUCGGGUCUUCCGUGUCCUCCCCACUGGAGUGUCGUCUAUGAUCGCGACAGUGGGAGGAUGGUCAAUCGGCGACUACAUGGGAUCGUUGGAACACGAUAAACAGGAAGUGGACGUCGACUUCUUCGCGUACAGAGAAAGCAGAUCGCUUCUAUAUUUCAAGUGCUACAUUCGAACUGCUACCAAUAGAUUCAUCGCAAAGAUCACCGGAAAUGUCAUCUUUGCACUACCGGACAAAUAUGAAAAGAAGUUUUAG
Phytophthora infestans T30-4 is the source of this 1302-nucleotide messenger RNA. RefSeq lists its product as uncharacterized. Lineage: Eukaryota; Oomycota; Peronosporomycetes; Peronosporales; Peronosporaceae. The record is from RefSeq and is a predicted model, not a curated record. The coding region runs from base 1 to 1302 and encodes 433 amino acids. The transcript has 4 exons.